UAUUUUAUUACGGAAUUUCAAGCUUAUUGAAACACAGCUUAUAUGACAAUGUUCAUUAAUGCAUAGACCAAAGCCUAAGAAUGUAGACUGGCUAUACACCAAAAGAGGGGUGUGUGUGUGUGUAGUAGAAUUGACAAAGAAUGAGAUCAAGAAACUGAAAAUGUUUCUAUGCUGGAUGGAAAUGCUAGGUAAUGAGCAAAAGUUACCAGAUAUUUCCACUACGGCUGCAAAAUGAAUGGACUCCUGAAGAAACACCCAAUCGAACAAAAACAGUAAAAAAAGAACCCAUGAUCCCAGCUUUUAAAUGCAGAAGACUACAGGAGAAUUCUAGUAAGAGUAUAUAUCCUGACUCUGAAAAGAGAUUUAAUGGUAACUUAAUGUCUAGUUUUAUUUACUCCUGUUGUUGCCUUCCGGUUGAUUCUGACUCAUGGUGACCCCUUGUGUGCAGAGUAGAACUGCUCCAUAGGGUUCUCAAGGCUGUGCCCUUUCAGAAGCAGAUCACCACGUCUGUCUUCCGAGUCACCUCUGGAUGGGUUCCGUUCAACUAGCAGUCGAGCGCUUAACUGUUUGUGCCACUCAGGGACUCCUUAUUUACUCCUAGGCCAUAGCAAACUCUGUAUGGGGGCACAUAACAUGGAUUGCUGCAUAAUUCAAGAACAAUAGUAAGAAGACAAAAAGUAUGUCACCUGAUGAGUUUGGUGUUUUAGUUGAGUGAUGGAGUAAAGCCACAGAUUCAUGUUCUGGAAUAUCUAACAUGAGUGUGGUUAAGGACCAAACAUAAGGAAACCCAGCUGAGCAAGACUGAUUGUCAUUCAUACAUUCAGCCAACAUUAAUUGAGCUCCAACUACAUGCUCAACACUGUACCAGACAGGAUAGGACAAAAUCUGUUCCAAUGAGGAACUUACAACCCAGUUAGAAAAACAUGUCUCAUUCAUGUAUGAAAACAUAAAUAACAAUAUGAGGCAAUACAUUAUUGCCAAAUGAUGCAAACAGCUAUGGUUUACUAGGUACUUCCCUACCGGCCAGUCAUGCUGCUAAGUGCUUUAUAUUAUCCUCUUGAUCUUCAUAGCCUCCCUAUGAGUCUCGACCUCUUCGGCCCCCAACCCGAGAGCCGCCCUAGGCUGUGCGUGUCUGGGAACCAGGUCCGCUCGGGCGUCUCCGCUCAGCGCAGCAGGUCGGGCGCCCCCGCCCCGGAGCAUCGGGAAUAUGCGGAGCAGGAGCAAUUCCGGGGUCCGCCUGGACGGGUACGCGCGGCUGGUGCAGCAAACCAUCCUUUGUUAUCAGAAUCCUGUCACGGGGCUGCUGUCAGCUAGCCAUGAGCAGAAGGAUGCCUGGGUGCGGGACAACAUCUACAGCAUCCUGGCCGUGUGGGGCCUAGGAAUGGCCUAUCGCAAGAAUGCCGACCGUGACGAGGACAAGGCCAAGGCCUAUGAGCUGGAACAGAAUGUGGUGAAGCUGAUGCGGGGGCUUCUCCAGUGCAUGAUGAGACAGGUGGAUAAGGUGGAGAAGUUCAAGCACACACAGAGUACCAAGGACAGCCUACACGCCAAGUACAACACCGCCACCUUCAGCACUGUGGUGGGCGACGACCAGUGGGGCCACCUCCAGGUGGAUGCCACCUCCCUCUUCCUCCUCUUCCUGGCCCAGAUGACUGCCUCAGGCUUACGUAUUAUUUUCACCCUCGAUGAGGUGGCCUUCGUACAGAAUCUUGUUUUUUACAUAGAAGCUGCAUAUAAAGUCGCUGAUUAUGGCAUGUGGGAACGUGGAGAUAAGACGAACCAGGGCAUACCGGAAUUGAAUGCAAGCUCUGUUGGAAUGGCCAAGGCAGCACUUGAGGCAAUUGAUGAACUGGACCUUUUUGGAGCUCAUGGAGGACGCAAGUCAGUGAUCCAUGUCCUGCCAGAUGAGGUCGAGCAUUGCCAGUCCAUCCUGUUCUCCAUGUUGCCAAGAGCAUCGACGUCUAAAGAGAUUGAUGCUGGGCUGCUUUCCAUUAUUUCUUUCCCAGCCUUUGCAGUGGAAGAUGCGACCCUUGUACAUGUGACCAAAAAUGAAAUUAUUUCCAAGCUACAGGGCCGUUAUGGAUGUUGCCGCUUCCUUCGAGAUGGUUAUAAAACCCCAAGAGAGGACCCAAACCGAUUGCAUUAUGAUCCUGCGGAACUCAAACUCUUUGAAAACAUCGAAUGUGAAUGGCCUGUGUUCUGGACAUAUUUCAUAAUUGACGGAGUCUUCAACGGGGACGCCAUUCAGGUCCAAGAGUACCGAGAAGCCCUGGAGGGAAUAUUAAUCAGAGGCAAGAACGGGAUCCACUUGGUGCCGGAACUGUAUGCCAUUCCGCCUAACAAGGUGGACGAAGAGUAUAAGAACCCUCACACAGUGGACAGAGUGCCUCUGGGGAAGCUGCCCCAUCUCUGGGGUCAGUCCUUGUACAUCCUCAGCUCACUGUUGGCAGAGGGAUUUCUUGCCACCGGUGAAAUUGAUCCCCUAAAUAGAAGAUUUUCCACUUCAGUCAAACCUGAUGUCGUAGUACAAGUCACUGUUUUGGCAGAAAACAGUCACAUUAAGGAGUUGUUGAAGAAACAUGGGAUAAGCAUUCAGAGUAUUGCCGACAUUCGUCCGAUUCGGGUCCAGCCUGGCCGGAUUCUGAGCCACUUAUAUGCCAAGCUCGGACGCAACAAGAAUAUGAAAUUGAGUGGGAGACCGUAUCGGCACAUUGGUGUCCUUGGCACGUCUAAACUCUAUGUGAUUAGAAACCAGAUCUUUACUUUUACACCCCAGUUCACCGACCAGCAUCACUUCUACCUGGCCCUGGACAACGAGAUGAUCGUGGAGAUGCUGCGGAUCGAGCUGGCCUACCUGUGCACCUGCUGGCGGAUGACGGGCAGACCCACACUCACCUUCCCCAUCACCCACACCAUGCUCACAAAUGAUGGCACCGACAUUCAUUCUGCAGUUCUUUCUACAAUUAGAAAACUAGAAGAUGGCUAUUUUGGAGGAGCGAGAGUGAAAUUAGGGAACCUUGCAGAAUUUCUCACCACCUCAUUCUAUACGUACCUGACCUUCCUGGAUCCUGACUGUGACGAGAAGUUGUUUGAUGAUGCCAGUGAAGGAAGCUUCAGUCCUGACAGUGAUUCGGAUAUAGGAGGGUAUUUAGAAGAUACCUGUAAUCAAGUUACAGAAAGCCAAGAUGAACUGGACCAGUAUAUCAACCACCUGCUGCAAAGCACGUCUUCGAAGUGCUAUCUGCCCCCUCUUUGUAAGAAGACAGAGGACCGCCAUGUUUUCAGUGCCAUCCACUCCACUCGGGAUAUACUUUCCGUCAUGGCAAAAGCAAAGGGUUUGGAAAUUCCGUUUGUUCCCAUGGCUUUGCCAACUAAAGUUAUGAGUACCCAUCGUAAAUCACUGAAUCUUGUUGAUUCUCCUCAGCCACUCCUAAAAAAGGCUCCCGAAGGUGAUUUCCAGUGGCCCCGAGAUGACCAUGGUGAUGUGGACUGUGAGAAGCUGGUUGAGCAGCUGAAAGAUUGUUCAAACCUACAGGACCAAGCAGACAUCUUGUACAUUCUUUAUGUAAUAAAGGGCCCUAGCUGGGACACCAGUCUCUCUGGACAGCACGGGGUGACUGUUCACAACCUCCUCAGUGAGCUGUAUGCGAAAGCCGGCUUGAACCAAGAGUGGGGUUUGAUUCGCUACAUCUCGGGUCUGCUCAGGAAGAAAGUGGAGGUCCUGGCAGAGGCCUGUGCGGACCUGCUGUCACACCAGAAGCAGCUCACGGUGGGCCUGCCCCCCGAGCCCCGGGAGAAGACCAUCUCUGCGCCCCUCCCCCCGGAGGAGCUCACAAAACUCAUCUAUGAAGCCAGUGGGCAGGACAUCAGUAUCGCUGUCCUCACACAGGAGAUUGUGGUUUACCUGGCCAUGUACGUCAGGGCCCAGCCCAGCCUCUUGGCGGAGAUGCUUCGACUCCGAAUUGGACUGAUCAUUCAGGUGAUGGCCACGGAGCUGGCACGGAGCCUGAACUGCUCAGGAGAAGAAGCUUCUGAAAGUUUGAUGAACCUCAGCCCUUUCGAUAUGAAAAAUCUCCUGCACCAUAUUCUCAGUGGAAAAGAGUUUGGCGUUGAAAGAAGCAUGCGACCUAUCCACUCCACCACAUCCAGCCCUGCCAUCUCCAUCCACGAGGUAGGACACACUGGAGUCACCAAAACGGAGAGGAGCGGCAUUAACAGGCUGAGGAGCGAGAUGAAACAGAUGACUAGGCGAUUUAGUGCUGAUGAACAGUUCUUUUCUGUGGGCCAGGCCGUGUCAAGCAGCGCACAUUCCUCCAAGUCUGUGCGGUCCAGCACCCCGUCCUCGCCCACAGGCACAUCGUCGUCGGACUCAGGAGGGCAUCACAUCGGCUGGGGGGAGCGGCAGGGCCAGUGGCUGCGCAGGAGGCGGCUGGAUGGGGCCAUUAAUAGGGUCCCUGUGGGAUUCUACCAGAAGGUGUGGAAGAUCCUCCAGAAGUGCCACGGUCUCUCCAUUGAUGGUUAUGUCCUCCCUUCCUCAGCGACGCGAGAGAUGACCCCGCAUGAAAUCAAGUUCGCUGUCCACGUGGAGUCAGUGCUGAACCGCGUGCCCCAGCCCGAGUACCGGCAGUUGCUGGUGGAAGCGAUCCUGGUGCUGACGCUGCUGUCCGACACGGAAAUGAGCAGCCUCGGGGGCAUCAUCCACGUGGACCAGAUUGUGAGGACGGCCAAUCAGCUGUUCCUGCAGGACCAGAUGGCCAUUGGCACCCUGGACACCUUGGAGAAAGACCAAGCCACGGGGGUUUGCCACUUCUUUUACGACAGUGCACCCAGUGGGGCCUACGGGACGAUGACCUACCUAACAAAAGCAGUAGCCUCGCAUUUGCAGGAGUUGCUGCCCAACUCCGGCUGCCAGAUGCAGUAGGCUCUCGCUGUAAGCAGGACUGUGCUCUGAAUCCAUCACUUGUCCCCUAGCCUCAUUGGGAACUUUCUUCUGUUCCCCAAGACCCCCUGUGUGGUUGCAGAUGCACGUCUCAUCAGAAAGAUCCGCAGGGAGGAGAUGGCAGCCCCCGACCUGAAGCCGAUGUAUGUUCCAGCCACAGACAAAGCUGAUGUGUCCUGUGCUCACCCAGGAAUGUCAUGGGAUCAUUUCCUCGGCUCAUCUCGCUGGAGCUGUGUCACAGCAUCUGGUCUCAUGGACUCUGAGGAGGAAUUGGAAAUUGGUCUCUUUCGAGUGCAGAGUGAAUUGAGAAGGCAGCUUAAACUGGCUCUCACAGAGAGAGUUCCAGAAAUAGGUUCGAUAAGCUAGUGACACAUCUUAAAAA
Messenger RNA from Trichechus manatus latirostris (Florida manatee), 5321 nucleotides. It is a transcript of the gene PHKA2, whose product is annotated as phosphorylase kinase regulatory subunit alpha 2. Gene Ontology annotation, molecular function: calmodulin binding. The coding region runs from base 1208 to 4921 and encodes 1237 amino acids. Gene Ontology annotation, cellular component: phosphorylase kinase complex. Lineage: Eukaryota; Metazoa; Chordata; Mammalia; Sirenia; Trichechidae. Gene Ontology annotation, biological process: glycogen metabolic process. The transcript has 34 exons. The record is from RefSeq and is a predicted model, not a curated record.